This is a messenger RNA of Hippocampus comes (tiger tail seahorse), 2396 nucleotides long. It is a transcript of the gene phlda3, whose product is annotated as pleckstrin homology-like domain, family A, member 3. Gene Ontology annotation, biological process: positive regulation of apoptotic process. The transcript has 2 exons. The record is from RefSeq and is a predicted model, not a curated record. Lineage: Eukaryota; Metazoa; Chordata; Actinopteri; Syngnathiformes; Syngnathidae. The coding region runs from base 627 to 1061 and encodes 144 amino acids. Gene Ontology annotation, molecular function: phosphatidylinositol phosphate binding.
GUAGCAUUUGGCGUCCAUUAUACCAGUCCGUUCAAAAAGUAAAUAACUAAACAUUGUUCAUUCGUAACUGUUUUAUUACGUCUGCAUUGCACGAUUUAGGUUCACAGCAUUUUUUCCGUAAUGCAUGGGCUGGUCAAUACCACGUUGCGUUAUGGGAAAACGUUACGUUUAUAGGUUUCAGCCUACAAAUAUGUUCGAACGUACAGUACCGUGAAAAAGUAUUUGCCACCUUUCUGAUUUCUGUGUUCUUUGCAUUUUUAUCGCACACAACGAUUUCAGUUCGUCAAAACAAUUUUAAACUUCUCCUCGAUCAAUUGCGUUGAGUGUCAGUCACGAUCACAGCACGUGACGUACCAACUCUUUGAUGUUAAUCAGCGGCGGCGGCAAACACGUUAGAUGGUCCGGAAAAAGGAGCGAGGGUGUGUCCGUGUGCAGUCCGUGAACAGGUGCGCUGAGGUGGGCGGGGGUGUUCCGCUUUUCCACGCCGGGCAUGUUCCAACAUAUCCACAGACUACACGUUAAGCAGCAGCGGCAGCGGCGGCAGUAGCAGCAGUCGCAGUGGCGAUGUAAUCCCACCACGCGAGAUGUGGAUUUGACCGUCUUUCUGGUGUCAGAGCGCUCCGGCGAUGUCUCCUCCAGCCAAAGUGACGCGAGACGGACUGCUGGAGAAGCGCAGCGGUGGUCUCCUGCAAAUUUGGAAGAAGAAGCGCUGCGUGCUGACCGACGAGGGGCUCCGGUUGCGCGGCUGCAUGGGUCAGUCGGCCGCAGGUCACGCACCCUGCGCGGCGUGGAGCUCGGGCUCCAGAGCCAAAGAGCUGCUCUUCGAACACAUGGUGACGGUGGACUGCGUGGAGUACAAGCGAGGACUGGUGUACUUCACCGUGGUCAUGAACACCGGCAAGGAGAUCGACUUCCGCUGUCCGCAGGACGGUACGGCGUGGAACGCGGAGAUCGCCUUGGCUCUGGUCCGUUACAAGAACCUCCAAGCCGUGCAGACUGGGAGGAAGAGACUCAUUUCCACCGCUCAUCUGAGCGGCACCGAGGAGGAUGACGAGAAGUGACAAUUUAAGUGGAAGAAUACGUACUUGUGUGAAAGAAAAAUACAGCAUUUCGACACCCUUGGCGUGAAGCAAUAAGAAGGGCUCCCGGGUCUUUUCCAAACGACGGGAAGAAGCAGUUGAUGCGUUACAUGAACGUUUUCAGACAGAGGUCCUUUUCUGUUAUUUCCGACGUGGAUAACCAUGUGCUAUGAAGUCAUUGACACUUGGAUUCUUUCACCGUGUGUGUGUCUUGAUAUUUCGCAAACCUCUUCUACCAGACAUUUUGUCUCUGCUUUUGAUGGGAAAAAAAUACUGUUUGACUGACUUAUAAACUACCGCAAUACAGACUGAUAAUAUUAGCACGCUUGUCCGAGGAUUGUCAUGAAGAAUAACAAUUUUUGCUCUCAUUCCUGGUACAAUUUUUGUUUCAUAAAAUGUCAUGCGGUAUAAAUAAAACAUUACUAAUCCUAUUAGUGAGCUCCAAUUUUCAUAACCAACCACAUGAAUGAUAAAGUACAUGAAUCCCUGCUGUACUCAAGACAGUAAAGGUCAAAUGAGAAGCCCGGAGAGCUGAAUAACCUGAACGCGUGAAGCUCAGCAAUGUCUCCUCAUCAGCUGGCUCUUAUUAGCCAGCUCGAGCAGAUGAUGUUCAUGCUGCAUGUUGCAUGUUUUGCAUGUCACCAAAACAACAGGCUGAGUGUUAGCUGUAAUGCCCAGUCCAAGUCAGAAUGGGAGGGGGGGCGAGAAAAGGGUUUAUUGUGUCCUGGAUGUCUUUCAUUACACUGUGGAAAACCCCAACUGCUGUUGCCACACCUCAUGAGUCAGCAGGGAAGAAACGGUAAGACAAGAGAGACAUCAUGCACGUUCUCUCUCUGGAUAAAUAACUUGGGCCUCAGGUAAAAAAUGACUCAAUUUUUGUUCAAUGUAACCACUGCCAAUAUGUGAGCCAUGUAAACAUAUAUAUCAUUACUCAUCGCAAAGGGGUGAAUUUUGCAGCUAACACACGUACUUGUAAGCAAUACUAUGGAAAACUGUCACCUGAUGAGUGAUGAUCAAAGCUAGAGCAUCAAACAUUAAUGUGAACUGGAAUCAAAUUGUUUUGGGAGUCAGUCAUUCUUAUUGCAACCACUAGAGGGUAUCCUCCCCAUGUUUCCAGUUCUGUGUGUGUGCUUUUUAUAUUUUUAGUUCCCACGAAGUGGCAGGGGCACACCGGAUUCGUCCUUGGACCACAACAACUUCAUGCUGUGUUUGAUUCAAGACGCAACGGACCAAAUGUCACCUAUCUGCCACAAAUAAUGUGCAGUAUCUUUGUUAUUCUAGCUAUGCUAGCGAUGUACAGUUAGCUUUUUUUAUCGU